Messenger RNA from Carassius carassius (crucian carp), 2351 nucleotides. RefSeq names its product titin-like. NCBI's taxonomy places the organism in Eukaryota, Metazoa, Chordata, Actinopteri, Cypriniformes, Cyprinidae. Bases 59 to 1729 code for a protein of 556 amino acids. The transcript is spliced from 8 exons. The record is from RefSeq and is a predicted model, not a curated record.
UUCGCCAUUUUUGUAGAAAAGGGCGUGGGCGCAGGAAAAUAACAUUUUUGAAAGAACAAUGUAUUCCACAGAAUAUUCGUUUAUUUUCAGAGGACUGAAGUUCUAUGUUUUGCACAUAGCGAUUGUUUUACUUCUGCGUGGUGCAUCUGGUGUUGAUAAAGAUGGGGUGUCAGUGUCAGUGAUGGAGGGAGACUCUGUCACUCUACACUCUGAUGUUUCAAAAACCCAACAAGAGAGAAUUAAAUGGUAUUUUAAUGACACGUGUGUGGCUGAAAUGAAUGGUGAUCGCAGUAAAAUAUGUGCAAGUGAUCAAUGUCAUGAUGAUAAAGAAAGACUCAGAGAAGGAAUAAGGCUGGAUCAUCAGACUGGAUCUCUGACCAUCAUGAACAUCAGAACCACAGACUCUGGAGAAUAUAAACUACAGAUCAUGAACAACAGCAGCAGCAGCAUCAGGGAAAAGAUAUUCAGUGUUACUGUCCUUGGUGUUCCUGCUGCAGAAAUAGAGGAAGUAAAAACUAAAUCAGUGAUGGAGGGUGAAUCUGUUACUUUAGACAGUCAUAUGCUAAAAAAAUCGAAUGAUUUUAUAGCAUGGUAUUUUAAUGACAUUCUCAUCAUUGAAAUCAAUGGACAUCUCAGAUAUGUCUGUACAGAUGAACAGUGUAAUAAAGGUACUGAGAGAUUCAGAGACAGACUGAAGCUGGACAAUCAGACUGGAUCUCUGACCAUCAUCAACACCAGAAUCACAGACUCUGGAGAUUAUCAUCUAGAGAUCUUCAGCAGCAACUUCAGCAUUAGCUACAUUAGGAGCUUCAGUGUUACUGUCACUGGUGUUUUGGGUGUUUUGACCGAUGGGGGGUCAGUGUUUGUGAUGGAGGGAGAUUCAGUCACUCUACAUACUGGAGUUAAAAAAAGCCAACACGACAGAAUUGUGUGGUAUUUUAAUGACUCAUUCAUUGCUCAAAUCAAUGGAAAUCAAAAUAGGAUUUCUAGUGUUACAGACAGCCUUGUGUUGGACAGUCAGACUGGAUCUCUGACCAUCACAAACAUCACAACCACUGACUCUGGAGUUUAUAAAGUACAGGUCAUCAGCAGCAGAAUCAGUCAGAAGAUAUUCAGAGUUUAUGUCAAUGAUGUUCCUGGUGCAGAGACAAAUAACAUAAAGACAAUGCCAGUGGCGAAGGGAGACUCUGUCACUUUAGAUCCUGGUGUAAUAAAAAAAACAAAUGACUUGAUGACAUGGUAUUUUAAUGAUAUUUGCCUUGCUGAAGUCACUGGAGAUCAGAGUAAGAUCUGUACGGAUGUUCAAUGUAAUGAAGGUAAUGAGAGAUUCAGAGACAGACUGAAGCUGGAUCAUCAGACUGGAUCUCUGACCAUCAUGAACACCAGAAACACAGACUCUGGAGUUUAUAAACUACUGAUUAACAGCACCAAUAGCAGCAUUCGUCACCGCCGCCACAGCAGUAUCACCAUCAGCAGCUUUAAGAGCUUCAGUGUUGCUGUCAUUGAAUCAGGUCAGUCUGUAGCAGGAAUAUAUGCUUGUGUUGGCAUUUUUCUGCUCGUUUCUGUAGCUGUAUCUGCUGGUGUAGUUUGCUGUCACCAUAAUGACUCUAUACAACCAGGACAGAAUGAGCAUCAUGUUGAACAUUCAUCCACUAAUAUGGUUGAGAUGACAUUGAUGACUGUUGCCAAUGAAUCAGCUCCUAAUCAGACAUCAAUAUGGCUGCGCUGACUGGACAAGUUUUAUCACAUGCCUCAUGUGUCAUGUGUCCUUCAUGUGUGCUGACCUAUUUGAAAAACAAUUCAAUGUGAGCUAGCAGAAGGGCUGUGCAAUGAAUCAUUCGACUUUGGGUUCCAGCGGAUAUGAAAACAUGAUAAGAUAAAAUGAUAAUUUAAAACAGUGUGGUUUCGCCCCUUAAAGUGUGCUUUGAUCUCUUUGUGAAAACAAAACUGGCAUAUGGUCAAAGUCAUUGAAAGUUGAAAUAGAAGUGUCAAGAACUCAAGUUAAUAAUUAAUGAUCUUAACCGUGUCAUGUUUGGUAUCAAUUUUACAGUCUCAGUGUGAUUAGAAAUAUGAUCUCAGUUUCAUAUCAGUAGAACAGAUCAAAAAUAAAGAAUCAGAAUCUGAGGAAAUUCUGUGCUACUGGUGCGGGGUGUGCCCCUGAUAAGGUCUUUGCCAGAUGUUGUUUUUCUACCUCAGGUUAGAUUUGGCUUUCAGGUCACCUCAGGUCCCAGCAAAAGUCUGUUAAAGCUUUUAUUAUGCAAAAUUUAUGAUUGUUUUGUUCUGAUUUGGGUAUUUAAAGAGGAAUAAAGAGGAAACAUUCAAGGAAGAAUCUGUAAAUAAAACUUCCCGCA